GAGUUCCAUGGCGAUGGCGAUAAAGAGAUUCAAUUGAUACUAAUAAGUAAGUCGUGAAUUGGUGAGUAAACCACACGUUAGACCCUGGAGACUCAACCUCGAGCUCUGUUUGAAUGGCGGCAUUGCUGCCCUCCGCCACAUCCCUUUCUCUCCCACUCCCAUGUCGCCGCUCAAAUCCUUCAUCCUCUAUCCCUUCCCUUUCUUCUUCCUCUUCCAACUACACCACCAUUUUCCGCUGUUGCUCCUCCUUAACUCAGAUGCAUUCGCCAGAGGAUGAGCCAUCCGGUCAAGCUAAGUUCCCAAUAAUUCCCCACACCCCGCCACUUCGCCUCGCCGCAUCGGCGGUCCUUUUUCUCAGUUUCAGUAUUGGCUUCGGCAUCGGAGCUCGAUCAUCCUUCGCGGCUUCUUCCCCGCUGCCUCCUUCUCUGGCGUCAGAUAAUUACAACUUGGAAGAGGAGAAGGUAGUUCCUAGUGGGGAUGAGAAGGUGGAGGAGAAGAAAAUGGAUGAAGCGUUUGAAGAGUGGAAAUCUAAGAAGUUUGCUUUGACCGUUCCUUUGAAUGUCGUUGCUCUUCGUGACUCUAUUCCUCCUUCUUGGAUUAAGGAGUUUAUUCAAUCACAAGGGAAGAGAUUAAAAUUCACUGUGAAGUUCAAUGGAAGUCUUGAGAGUAUUUUUUCUGAAUUAUCUGUUCCUGUUGGUAAAAGCAAGGUUAAGCCUUCUUCCAUCAUGGUUGCUGAUGUUGUUAGUAUCGGUGAUUCUUGGCUCAACUUUGCAAUUAAGAAGGCUCUUAUCGAACCUAUUCAAGAUGUGGAAGACCAAGACUGGUAUAAUAAUUUAAGCACUAAAUGGAAGGUACUUCUACGCAGAAACUCUGAGGGUGAAAUAGAUCCUGAAGGUAAAAUAUGGUCUGCUCCAUAUAGAUGGGGAUGCAUGGUUAUAGCAUACAAUAAAGUUAAAUUUCGGAAGAACAACUUGGCCCCCAUGGAGGACUGGUCAGAUUUAUGGUGCCCUGAACUUCGAGGAAGGAUUUCAAUGGUUGAUUCACCUAGAGAAGUAAUUGGUGCUGUUCUUAAGUACAUGGGUGCAUCUUAUAACACAGAAAACAUAAGCUCACAAAUUCCUGGUGGCCGAGAUGCCAUACAUCAAAAUCUAACUUUGCUUGCAAAACAGGUACGUUUGUUCGAUAGUGCACACUAUCUGAAAGCAUUUGCAGUUGGGGAUGUGUGGGUAGCUGUUGGAUGGAGUAGCGAUGUUCUUCCGGUUGUUAAACGCAUGUCAAAUAUUGCAGUGGUUGUUCCCAAGUCUGGAUCAAGCUUAUGGGCUGAUUUAUGGGCAAUUCCUGCCACCUCCAGAAUCGAGACAGAGCCAAUAGGUGGAAGAGUUAGAGGACCUUCCCCAUUGUUCCACCAAUGGAUAGAAUUUUGCUUGCAAACUGCUAGAGCACUGCCUUUCAAGCAGGAGGUAGUCCCCGGUGCCUCGCCCGCUGCCAUAGAAGGUCCUGUGGUUGUUCCUAAAGAACUGUUUGAAGGUAAACCAAAGUUAGAUACGAAUCUCAUCGGCGGAGUACCCCCUUCUGACAUUUUAGAGAAAUGUGAGUUCCUCCAGCCCUUAUCAGACUCUACUUUGGCAGAUUACCGAUGGUUAGCUGCAAAUAUGCAGAAGCCCGAGCAUCGUUUGAUGGACAGAGUUCAUCAAGCUGUCUCAUCCCUUGUAAGAUUUGUUUCACAGAUCAGCUUAAAAAACUCAACUAAAAUCAGUAGUUGAAAACUUAGGCAACCAAGUGGUUUUUUUUCUUUUGUUGUACUAAGAGAUCCUAAGUUCUCCUUGUAAUAAGUCUAAGUGUUGUAGUUGUUUUGACGUCGUUUUUCUUUUUGGGUAGCAAUUUUAGAAAUAAUAAUUAAAUAUAUAGCAACAUUUUUUUAAAAAAA
Molecule: messenger RNA, 1927 nt
Organism: Cucumis sativus (cucumber)
Lineage: Eukaryota; Viridiplantae; Streptophyta; Magnoliopsida; Cucurbitales; Cucurbitaceae
Product: spermidine/putrescine-binding periplasmic protein 2
Exons: 7
Coding region: 114-1763 (549 amino acids)
Biological process (GO): polyamine transport
Cellular component (GO): periplasmic space
Molecular function (GO): polyamine binding
Source: RefSeq, a predicted model, not a curated record